AUGGUUGCUAUUAUGAUUGCUAUCCAGGUUGCCAUCCAGGUUGCCAUCCAGGUUGCCAUCGGGAUCAAUACCAGGGCCUCUCUGCUCUGCAUGCCAGCGCUGGCUGAACUGGAUCAGGGCCUCCUGAUAAUCCGGCCCGACCUGGCCAAACUGUACCUGCUGGCGGCCAUAGAUCUGCUGGCCAGUUCUUCUGGAAUGAUGCAUCUGCUGGGCCCCGAGGCUCUCAUCAUCCCGGUCAUCCCCGGGGCCUUCCUCGGGCACCUGCUCCUGCAUCCCAUGGCGAAUGAUGGCCUGGGCCAGGUGCCGCCAGGUGCUCAUCCCGAGCGGCUGACCCAGCUUCGCAACCAUUAG
Messenger RNA from Aspergillus alliaceus, 351 nucleotides. RefSeq lists its product as uncharacterized. The record is from RefSeq and is a predicted model, not a curated record. Lineage: Eukaryota; Fungi; Ascomycota; Eurotiomycetes; Eurotiales; Aspergillaceae. Bases 1 to 351 code for a protein of 116 amino acids. The transcript has 2 exons.